Molecule: messenger RNA, 540 nt
Organism: Dibothriocephalus latus
Lineage: Eukaryota; Metazoa; Platyhelminthes; Cestoda; Diphyllobothriidea; Diphyllobothriidae
Source: the annotation of a GenBank genome assembly
AUGCGUGCCUACGCCCAUCCCAGCAUUGUGUCAAUGUACGCCAGCUACCUCGUGGGAGAUGAGCUGUGGGUGUUGAUGGAGUACAUGGAAUGCGGCGCCCUCACGGACAUCAUCUCACAUGCGAAGCUGACCGAAGAACAGAUCGCCACCAUCUGCCUGCCGGUGCUGACUGCACUCGCCUACCUCCAUGACCACGGCGUGAUCCAUCGGGACGUGAAGUCCGACUCCGUCCUCCUUUCCGCCAAAGGCAUCGUCAAGCUCUCCGACUUCGGCUUCUGCGCCAAGGUCUCCGCGGAAAGUCCUCGUCGACGGAGCCUAGUGGGUACGCCCUACUGGAUGGCACCCGAGGUGAUUGCUCGAAUACCCUACUUCACUGCGGCUGACGUCUGGUCCUUCGGUGUACUCAUAAUUGAGAUGGUCGAAGGCGAACCCAACCUCUUUGACGACCCGCCCUCUGUUGCCAUGGAACGCAUCAAGAAGUCCUUUACUCCCCAUCUCCGGUUUCCCCAGAUGGUAAGUAUCCUUGCGUCUAAGAAGUAG